Molecule: messenger RNA, 2616 nt
Organism: Brassicogethes aeneus
Lineage: Eukaryota; Metazoa; Arthropoda; Insecta; Coleoptera; Nitidulidae
Source: the annotation of a GenBank genome assembly
CUUGUAACCGGUGGUUUUAUGGGAAUCCCCUUUUGUACUUAAGGGGCCCUCUUGCACUUCAUUAAUAAUUUAAUCAAUCUUUUAUGGAAGUAAAAAUAUAUAAAUAAAAUAAAUAACAAAAUAUUAGAAGAACAUUUUAAAUGAUAACCUAGGUAUUGUUGUUGACCUUGAUAAGUGCCCGUAAAAAAAACUUGAUAAAUAGAAAAUCGGUGCUAAUGAAAACGCGCGUUAUGCGCAAUAAUAAAGUUUAUUAAAAUAGUUAAAAUAUAUUAAUGGGGUAUUAUUAAAAUAUUAUCUUAGCAUGCCCUUCGUUGACCUUAGAGAGUGGUGAUCAAUAUUACUGCUAUUUUGCUUCUGAUCGUACAGUAGUAUUUUGAACGUAGCAGCGGGAAUACAGAUGGAGUAGAGUGCAUCGUGUGGCGCUGUGUUAUACGUGAAGUGAGCGGAUUUAAAAAAAUAUAACUACACAUUUUUUUAAGUUGAAAUGGAGGAAAUUGAACAGACUUCCAGCAAGCAGUUAAGAAGUUUGGGCCAAAAUGGCAUCGUUCAGCCACUCCUCACAGAUUUAUACCAAAUCACAAUGGCCUAUGCAUAUUGGAAGUCCGGCAAAACCAAAGACCAUGCAGUAUUUGACUUAUUUUUUCGAAAAAAUCCAUUUCAGGGUGAAUUCACCAUUUUUGGUGGACUUGAAGAGUGCCUCAAAUUUUUGGAAAAGUUUCACUAUUCCGCAAGCGAUAUUGAAUAUUUAAAAGAAACCUUGCCUCCCUCAAUUGAGAGCGAUUUUUAUAAUUUCCUUAACACAGUGUCAGCUGAAGACGUUAGAUUAUACGCCAUACCGGAAGGAUCUAUCGCUUUUCCCAGAGUACCCUUAAUGAGGAUAGAGGGACCUUUAAUUAUAGUACAACUUUUAGAAACAACCUUGCUUACUUUGGUGAAUUAUGCUAGUUUAAUGUCCACAAAUGCAGCGAGGUAUAGAAUGGCCGCUGGAAAUAUGAAAUUAUUUGAGUUUGGUCUAAGAAGAGCCCAGGGCCCUGAUGGGGGCCUUUCUGCGUCAAAGUACUCAUAUAUUGGUGGAUUUGAUGGGACUAGCAACGUUUUAGCGGGAAAGCUCUUCAAUAUUCCUGUAAAAGGCACUCACGCCCAUGCUUAUAUAACUUCGUUUAACGGUUUUUCCGAGUUAAGAAACACGUGUUUAGAGCCAAAAGGAGGAGGACCUCAGAGGGACCUCUUGCAACUAGCUUUAGGACACAGAUCAAACUUGGUUCCAACUUUUAGCGUUGUGGAAUCGGAAGCAAGCGAUGGGGAGUUGGCCGCCUUUAUUUCCUUCGCGAUCGCAUUUCCCGAUGGUUUUAUGACCCUGGUUGACACAUAUGACGUUAAGAGGUUUAAUCUCAUUCCCAUGCCAAAUACUAAACGGGGACAAAAUAACUGUUCUGGGUCAGGAUUGCUCAACUUUUGCGCUGUAGCGCUAGCACUUAACGAUCUAGGCUAUAGGGCUAUAGGUAUAAGAUUAGACAGUGGUGAUUUAGCCUAUUUGUCCAACGUAGCCAGGCAAUUCUUCUACGAGAUUAGUGAAAAAUACAACCUACCCUGGUUUGCAAACCUCACCAUCAUGGCCUCGAAUGACAUCAACGAGGAGACCAUAUUGAGUUUGAACGAGCAGGGUCACAAGAUUAACUGUUUUGGUAUUGGAACGCAUUUGGUCACCUGUCAAAGGCAACCCUCACUUGGUGGCGUCUAUAAGCUGGUGGAGUUGAACAGUCAACCAAGAAUCAAGCUGAGUCAGGAUGUUGGAAAGGUGACGAUGCCGGGUCGUAAAGACGCUUAUAGGCUUUAUGGUGACAGUGGACACGCCUUAGUGGACUUAAUCCAAAGAUCUGUCGAGCCUCCUCCAGAGUUGAACCAAAAAGUAUUAUGCAGACAUCCUUUCGAGGAGUCUAAAAGGGCUUACGUCAUUCCUACAAGAGUCGAAAAGCUUUUGACCUUAUAUUGGGAGAACGGAAAAAUUGUGCAAGAGUUGCCGAAUCUGCAGCAAAUUAAGGAGAGGGUCAAGCAAUCUCUUAAAACUUUGAGACCUGACAUUAAAAGGACCUUAAAUCCCACACCCUAUAAGGUGGCUGUGAGUGAUAAACUAUACACAUUUUUACAUGAAUUGUGGCUCAAAAGCGCUCCCAUUGGUGAAUUGUCCUAAACGACAGUACAAAACUCUUUUGAUACUAAUUUGAAAGUAAUGGAAUUUUAUGGAUGAAUUGCAUUUUGGACAGAUUAGGGAGGUGAUUGUUAUGAAGGAAACUAAUUAUUUUUAUAACACAGCGUUUAAAAGCAAUACACUAAACAGCUUAAAUAUAUACCUAAUACUUUUUUUGAAUUUUUUAACAAGCAUUUAUCAAUGUUGACAAAUUUAAAAGAGAAUCUAUUACCCAGAUAAAAAUAUAUUAUUUGGCUGUGACGUUACACUACAUAUAGUUUAUUACAAUGUUGUUUUUUUCCGUUUCUUUGAGUAUUGGACAUUUUAAAAUCACAACUUUUGUAGACUUUGCAUUUAAUAAACUUAUAGUGCUUUUAAAAUAUUCAAUGCUUUUAGAAAUACAAUAAAUAUUUUAACUAAGUACUACA